Acanthaster planci (crown-of-thorns starfish) is the source of this 2748-nucleotide messenger RNA. Its product is annotated as matrilysin-like. Gene Ontology annotation, molecular function: zinc ion binding; metalloendopeptidase activity. Gene Ontology annotation, biological process: proteolysis; extracellular matrix organization; collagen catabolic process. Gene Ontology annotation, cellular component: extracellular matrix. Lineage: Eukaryota; Metazoa; Echinodermata; Asteroidea; Valvatida; Acanthasteridae. The record is from RefSeq and is a predicted model, not a curated record.
UAGGGGGCGCACUAUGCGCGGUGUACGCCAUCAAGCACUGACGUUUUGUAAAAAGACUAUCACAGGUGCUGCACCCGCGUGGACCUUUUCGACAUCUUUCGUAAGUGAUGAACUAGACCAUAGAACUUUGCGAGGUCUUGAAAGUUGCCAGUGGCUAACGAACUGCGGACGAAUCAGGACGCAGUUGACAACUGACUGCGUACAAUUCAGCGCAGCCGAAACACUGCACUCAGCGCACAGUCAUCGAGGAUCACACACACAUCACAGCAUAGAGGACAACUCCACAACGAAUACCACGCUUUGGUAACUUUUCCCGAAGAUAUUGUCGAUUUGAACAAUCUGAGGACGGAAGUUUCGAUAGUCUUUUGACUGUUUCCUUGGCAAUUCGUGAGAGUGAAGAUGGACAUGCUUUGGUCGGCGUUCUUAUUGGUCAUGGUUGCAGGACGGGCGCGGAGUCUGGCCAUAGAACCGGGACUGUCGGAGGGCGCGGAGUACCUGAAAAAGUACAACUACAUUUAUGUGGACCCGGCCAAGGCUGGCACCGGCCUGGACGUGGCUGCGAUAAGGUCCGGCAUCCGUAAAUUCCAGCUUUUCAACUACCUGAACCAGACCGGGGUGAUCAACGCGGCCACCCUGGACAAGAUGGCCCAGCCCCGCUGCGGCUGCCGGGACCCGGAGUUCGCAGGAGAGGCGAUGCGGGACGAGUUCCGGUAUGGGCGGGAAGGGGACAAGUGGAACAAGACUGAGCUGACGAUCAGAAUAUUUUGGACCCAGAAAGGACUGCCCAAGAAGGCUGUCCGCCGUGUCCUGAAGCAAGCCUGUCGCUUGUGGAGCAGCAGGUCCCCGCUGACGUUCACCGAGGUCCGGUCGGGCCACGCCGAUAUCAAUGUCAGGUUUAUGCCCACCAUGAACCACGGGGACCGGCGGCCGUUCUGGCAACCCAUGGGGGAGGUGGCCCACGCAUUCCCGCCAACAGACCCCCUCCUGCCCGGGGAUAUUCACCUGGACGCGUCAGAGAAAUACACCCUCGGGGAUGAGACGGAUGGAAUUAACCUGUUCCAGCUGUUGGUUCAUCUUCUGGGUCACACCCUCGGGCUGAGCCACUCGCCCCACCCAGAGUCCGUCAUGCACCCGUUCAUGAGGCCCCACGACCCGGAGUUUGGGCUGUCCAGGAAUGACAUGGCCGGCUUGCACGCUCUCUACGGAAGGAAAAAGAGAGGCAGAAGCCGCCACUGACACAGCCUGUGAUCGGUUGUUAGAAAUAAUGUACAUAUAAAAAUACACUUGCACACUGUAACUCGGCUCGUUCCCUGUUUUAAAAGUCUUCCAUCGUAAAAGCAGCGAGCAUCUUAUUGAGAUAACUGCCAUCUUGUAUUGUAUGGUUGUUCGCGAUGCAUUAAUGCAGUAAACGAAUGUUAGUUAUUAGUUAAUGCCUCUCAACCCUGAGGGGAAAACUUUAAGGUAUUAAGUGCAGAAAAGCACGGACAAGAGCAAGUUCGAGUGCCAACUUUUUGGGCCAGACCAUUGAGUGGUUACUCUUCACGUUUUUUUCAAUGCUCCCUUCACUUCCAUUCCGUGGAACCAUUACCGAGUACCAACUGUACACAUUUCUGCUUGACAAGUCCUAUCAUCACUCACAUUGUUGUCCCCGUCGGCUGCAUUUCUUGCUGCUUUUCAUGGUCUCUGCCAUUUUUUUGUAUGUUAAUGGUACCUUCUGUACGUUUAGGAAGCUAUUGAGAACCAGCGAUGCAACCAUGCCGCAGACUCUGCUCCAAUUAUGAUCAAAAAGAUCCUUGCUCCUGUAUGACUGAACCACAGUAGUUCAACCCGUAUCCAUCAUUCAAAAGACGCUUAAAAUUGUCUUACAGAUUUCUGGUUACCUGAAACAGGUUACCAAAUAUCAUGGCCUCGCCAAGCUUGUUCUAGUCUUGGCCAAAUGUGAUUUAAAUACACUAAGCAUUUAUUGGAAUUUUCAAACUCCGAAGGCCAGAAUUCACUUUUGCUCCGUGCGUUGUUGCACUCGGCAUGGUCUGGAAGAAGGGAAAUGGACGUAUUCAUAGUUUAUGUUCUAUAUUAGGCAUGAGCACGAAAUGGAAGAGAGUAUCGGUUAUAUGCAUGUAUUCACGGUGUUUGUUUUCGACGUGAAACUAUUAGACUAGUAACCUGUUGUUCGACUGUUCCCUUCGGUGUUAAAUGAGACUGUUGGUAGGGGCGCCAGUCAACGUCCGGGAAUCGGAAACCCGGAAACAAAGAGGACUGUCGAAUGAGCAUAGAAGACCAACCAAUGAUGAUUACCUUAGUGGAUGAUGUUUUGAGGUUUCCAAUCUCUGCCCAUUAUUCUAACAUCCAAAGUCAUCAUCUCUGGGGUUUCUCUGUGCAAGUCCCGAUGGUCCCCUUGAAUGGCGAUCACAUCGCUUACCGCCAUCAAAGGGGGCCACUGUAAAUAACCGGGGGGGGCGUUACCAUGGUCAGCGGUGUUAUCCAUACUGGCACCCUCGGUUCAUUGGCACUGGAACAUUAAAGUGAGUCUAUUUUUGUGGGAUUGUGUAAAUAUUUACGAUGUCUGUAAAUAAGGCGAAUUUGAUGUAUUAACCAUGCCAGCUAUUUUACUCAUGGCAGCCAAAGAUGUUUGUAACUAUACGCAUUAAGUUUUUAUAUGUAAUACUGCGACAAUCAUAUCAUUUUCCAAAUAUUAUUAAUCAAAUGUUACUUUUUUCAAAUAAAACACAAAGCUUUUUAAGAAAAAGA